UUAUUGGACAGGAAGGUCCAUGACUCCUGGUGCAAUCCAAUGGAGUCAUAUCAUUGUCUGAAAAAUUCUAUAAAUAGGCACUGACAGUCCCUUCCCCAUUCCAGACCAACAAUUCUCCAUUCUCCUUCUUCUUCACUCUAGAUUGAGAACACUGUUCCUUUAAAUUAAGACAAUGAGACUCUUGAAAGUAGCAAGUUGCAACUUGAACCAAUGGGCAAUGGAAUUUGAUUGUAAUCUGAAGAACAUAAAAGAAUCCAUUGUUAAGGCUAAAGAAGCUGGUGCAGCUAUUAGACUUGGCCCUGAGCUUGAAGUCACUGGUUAUGGCUGUGAAGAUCAUUUCCUUGAACUUGACACUGUCACCCAUUCAUGGGAAUGCUUGAAACAAAUCCUUCUAGGAAAUUACACGGAUGGAAUCUUAUGCAGCAUUGGGAUGCCUGUGAUCAAUGGAUCAGAACGUUACAAUUGUCAAGUUCUAUGCAUGAACAGAAAAAUCAUAAUGAUCCGCCCAAAACUAAGGCUUGCAAAUGAUGGAAAUUACAGAGAGUAUAGAUGGUUCAAGGCAUGGAAGCAAAAAUAUCAACUCGUUGAUUUUCAGAUCCCAGCUGAUGUUGCUGAAGCUAUAUCACAAAAAUCAGUACCUUUCGGCUAUGGCUACAUUCAGUUCCUGGAUACAGCUGUUGCUGCUGAAGUGUGCGAAGAGCUAUUCACUCCAUUCCCACCACAUACCGAGCUUGCACUUAAUGGAGUUGAGGUGUUUAUGAAUGCAAGUGGAAGUCAUCAUCAGUUGAGGAAGCUCGAUCUUCGUCUCCGUGCUCUGAAAGGUGCUACCCAUACUCUUGGAGGAGUUUACAUGUACAGUAAUCAUCAAGGAUGUGACGGUGGUCGCCUUUAUUAUGAUGGAAGUUCUUGUGUUGUUGUGAAUGGAGAAGUGGUCGCGCUAGGCUCACAAUUUUCUUUAAAAGAUGUUGAAAUUGUGCUUGCCCAAGUGGAUCUGGACAAGGUUACUAGUCUGAGAGGAUCUGUUAUUAGCUUGCAAGAACAAAGAAAAGGAAAAUCCACAGUACAAUCAGUACCAGUACCUAUAAAUAUUUGUCAGUCUUUUGACAGACGAGUAUCUCUUUCUAGUCCCAUCAAGAUCAAUUAUCACUGCCCUGAGGAAGAAAUAGCACUAGGCCCUGCUUGCUGGUUAUGGGAUUAUUUGAGAAGAAGUGGAGCUUCUGGGUUUUUGCUUCCUCUUUCUGGUGGAGCAGACAGCUCCUCUGUUUCUGCUAUUGUUGGUAACAUGUGCCAACUUGUUGUCAAAGAGAUUGCAAAUGGAAAUGAGCAAGUCAAAGCUGAUGCAGUUCGAAUCGGCUGUUAUCCUGAAGGGCAAUUCCCUACAGACGGCAAAGAAUUUGCAAGCCGCAUAUUUUACACUCUCUUUUUGGGAACUGAAAACAGUUCUCAAGACACAAGAAAUCGUGCAAAGAAACUAGCUGCUGAGGUUGGUUCACGGCAUUAUAAUCUUACGAUUGAUAGUGUCGUUUCAUCACUGGUAACCUUCUUUCAAACACUUACAGGCAAGCUGCCACGUUUUAAGGUAGAUGGGGGUUCUGAAGUUGAGAACCUAGCAUUGCAGAACAUUCAAGCGAGAAUUAGAAUGGUUAUAGCAUUCAUGUUGGCCUCACUCUUGCCUUGGAUUAAUAACAAACCAAAGUAUCAUCUCGUUUUGAGUACCUCUAAUGUUGAUGAAGGAUUGCGUGGUCACCUAACAAAGUAUGAUUGUAGCUCAGCAGAUUUAAAUCCUCUCGGAAGUAUUAAUAAGACAGACAUUUGGGGGUUUAUGCGAUGGGCUGCUGUCAAUCUUGGUUAUCCAACCUUAGCAGAAGUUGCAGCAGCUCCUCCAAGUGCUGAACUGGAGCCUAUUCGUCCCGACUACAGACAGACGGAUGAACUAGACAUGGGAAUGACAUACGAGGAACUCUCAAUUUAUGGAAGAAUGCGGAAAAUUUUCCGCUGUGGCCCAGUGUCGAUGUUUAAGAAUCUGUGCUGCGAAUGGAGUUCAAAAUGUUCUCCCUCAGAGGUGGCUGAAAAAGUGAAGCUAUUCUUCCAUUAUUAUUCCAUCAAUCGCCACAAAAUGACAACCUUGACACCUUCUUAUUAUGUUGAGAACUAUUCUCCAGAGGACAAUAGGUAUGACCUUCGCCAGUUCCUGUACAAUACGACAUGGCCUUACCAGUUCCGGAAGAUUGAUGAACUUGUUCAAAAGUUAGAAGGCAAUAAAGCAGAGACAAACAACCACUAAGAACUCGGUACUAUCACAAAUGGACAUUAGCGAAAAGCUUAAGUUGGAUUUUGUGGUUCGAGAUCGGGCUAAGUGUGUGCAAAAUAAGGCUUUUUAGCCAUAUUUUCUUUCUCUUUUUCCCGGAAUUUUAUCACAUAAGUUUGUGGAAUCUAUUAAUCAUCAAGAAAUGGUCCUGCAAGAAUUUUCAGGCGCGAUCAUUUGAUGAAUAAAGAUCAUAUAUAUGUAAGUGUGCAUGCCAUGUAAUUUACAAAUCCAUUAAUAAGAAAAGUUUUCUUUUCUUA
Ricinus communis (castor bean) is the source of this 2565-nucleotide messenger RNA. RefSeq names its product glutamine-dependent NAD(+) synthetase. Gene Ontology annotation, cellular component: cytoplasm. The transcript has 13 exons. The record is from RefSeq and is a predicted model, not a curated record. Gene Ontology annotation, molecular function: glutaminase activity; NAD+ synthase (glutamine-hydrolyzing) activity; ATP binding. NCBI's taxonomy places the organism in Eukaryota, Viridiplantae, Streptophyta, Magnoliopsida, Malpighiales, Euphorbiaceae. The coding region runs from base 173 to 2284 and encodes 703 amino acids. Gene Ontology annotation, biological process: NAD+ biosynthetic process.